UCACUCCGGACCCCGCAUUCACUGUAUCCGCUCUCCCCGGACCCCGCAUUCACUGUAUCCGGUCUCCCCGGACCCCGCAUUCACUGUAUCCGGUCUCCCCGGACCCCGCAUUCACUGUAUCCGGUCUCCCCGGACCCCGCAUUCACUAUAUCCGGUCUCCCCGGACCCUGCAUUCACUAUAUCCGGUCUCCCCGGACCCUGCAUUCACUAUAUCUGGUCUCCCCGGACCCUGCAUUCACUAUAUCUGGUCUCCCCGGACCCACUAUAUCAGGUCUUCCACAGUACAUGGAAAUGCACUCUCCCAAGAAAAAAAAACAAAAAAAAAAACUCAGC
Messenger RNA from Staurois parvus, 333 nucleotides. Lineage: Eukaryota; Metazoa; Chordata; Amphibia; Anura; Ranidae. The record is from the annotation of a GenBank genome assembly.